Molecule: messenger RNA, 538 nt
Organism: Myzus persicae (green peach aphid)
Lineage: Eukaryota; Metazoa; Arthropoda; Insecta; Hemiptera; Aphididae
Gene: RpS25
Product: 40S ribosomal protein S25
Exons: 4
Coding region: 134-484 (116 amino acids)
Cellular component (GO): cytosolic small ribosomal subunit
Molecular function (GO): structural constituent of ribosome
Source: RefSeq, a predicted model, not a curated record
CUGUAGAUUUUGUUUCCCUGUCGCCCGACGUCCGUCACGUCGUGUUUUCGAUUCUUUCUGGUGAAAUAAAACACGGUUUGUCGGCGCGUUCAGCUCGACUUCAUUAUUUUUUUCAGGUCUAUUCUAACGAAAUAUGCCGCCCAAGAAGGACACAAAGGGCUCGUCCAAGCAGCCCCAGAAAACCCAAAAAAAGAAAGAAGGAGGAUCCGGUGGCAAAGCCAAAAAGAAGAAGUGGUCCAAAGGUAAAGUUCGUGACAAGUUGAACAACCAAGUUCUAUUCGACAAGGUAUCAUACGACAAACUGUUAAAAGAAGUUCCAUCGUACAAACUCAUUACCCCGUCUGUUGUCAGUGAACGUUUGAAGGUCCGUGGAUCAUUGGCAAGGAAAGCUUUAGAUGAGCUAUGCCAAAAAGGUCUUAUCAAGCAAGUAAUACAACACCAUGCCCAAGUAAUCUACACGAGGGUAACUAAGGGAGACGAAUAAGGAUGUUUUUGUAAAAUAAUUAUUUUAUUAAAUAUAUAAAAAUAAUACAACAAA